Molecule: messenger RNA, 426 nt
Organism: Hipposideros armiger (great roundleaf bat)
Lineage: Eukaryota; Metazoa; Chordata; Mammalia; Chiroptera; Hipposideridae
Product: 5-hydroxyisourate hydrolase-like
Exons: 4
Biological process (GO): purine nucleobase metabolic process
Molecular function (GO): hydroxyisourate hydrolase activity
Source: RefSeq, a predicted model, not a curated record
AUGAGCUCCAGGGCCGUUCCACGGCUGCGCACACUCCAGCGACACCUGGGCUCCCUGGAGGACAGAGGCAAGGAGCCAGUCAGCAGCCCGCUGACCACACACGUGCUGGACACUGCCUCAGGACUCCCCGCCCAGGGCCUCUGCCUCUGGCUCUCCAGGCUGGAGGACAAUGGCCAGCAAUGGAUGGAACUGAGGAAAAGCUACACUGACCCCGACAGCCGCUGUCCUGGGCUCCUGCUGCCUGGCCAGAUGAAAGCGAGCACCUACAAACUGUUCUUCAACACUGAGGGCUACUGGUAGAAAAGGGGGCAGGAGAGCUUCUACCCGUAUGUGGAGGUAGUUUUCACCAUCACCAAUGAGACCCACAAGUUCCACGUCCCCCUGCUGAUGAGCCCCUGGUCCUACACCAUGUACCGUGGGAGUUGA